GCGCCCUGAGGAUGCGGUGAGUGAGGAGCCAGGCUCGCCCCCGGCCGGCGCCCGCGCCCUGGCUGCGCGCAGGGCAGAGCCAUGCUGUCCGAGCAAGCCCAAAAGUGGUUUCCAACCCACGUGCAGGUCACAGUGCUGCAGGCCAGAGAGCUGAAGCCGAAAGGCAAAAGUGGCACCAAUGACACGUACACUAUCAUCCAGCUGGGCAAGGAGAAGUACUCCACCUCGGUGGCCGAGAAAACCCUGGAGCCCGUCUGGAAGGAAGAGGCCUCCUUCGAGCUCCCUGGGUUGCUGGUGCAAGGGAGCCCGGAGAAGUACAUCCUUUUCCUGAUAGUGAUGCACAGGUCCCUGGUGGGGCUGGACAAGUUUCUAGGGCAGGUGGCCAUCAACCUCAAUGACAUCUUUGAGGACAAACAAAGAAGGAAGACAGAGUGGUUUAGGUUGGAAUCCAAACAAGGAAAAAGAGCCAAAAACAGGGGUGAGAUAAAGGUGAAUAUUCAAUUUAUGAGAAACAAUAUGACAGCGAGUAUGUUUGACUUGUCGAUGAAGGACAAAACAAGAUCUCCUUUUGCAAAAUUAAAGGAUAAGAUGAAAGGUAGAAAAAAUGAUGGCACGUUUUCUGAUACGUCUUCUGCAAUCAUUCCAAGUACUCACAUGCCUGAUGCCAAUACAGAAUUUUCAAGUGGUGAGAGCCACAUGAAAUCCAAACCAAAAAAGCCUUUUCUUUUGGGCCCUCAGCGACUCUCUUCAGCGCAUUCAAUGUCUGACUUGACUGGGUCCCACUUGUCCUCUGAGAAAGUGAAGCCUGGCACCGUGAGUCAGACACAUCUUCUGGGACGCCGGAUAGACGCCUUUGGAGCCGUGCCAGAGAGUGGAAGUCUCAAAUCUCCACACAGAAGAACAUUAAGCUUUGAUACUUCUAAAAUGAACCAACCUGACAGCAUUGUGGAUGAAGGUGAAUCGUCUUUCGAAAGACAGAAUGACCCAUUUACAAAUGUGACUGCUUCAUUACCCCAAAAAUUUGCAACACUGCCAAGGAAGAAAAAUCCGUUUGAAGAAAGCAGUGAAUCCUGGGACAGCAGCAUGAAUUUGUUUUCAAAAUCAAUUGAAGUAAGGAAAGAAAAUAAAAGAGAGAAAAGGGAGAAAGUUAGCCUGUUUGAAAGAGUGACUGGAAAAAAAGAUAGCAGAAGAUCUGAUAAACUUCACAAUGGGGGAUCAGAUAGCCCUUGUGACUUGAAAUCACCCAAUGCGUUUAGUGAAAACCGGCAGGACUAUUUUGAUUAUGAGUCAACUAAUCCGUUUACAACAAAAUUCAGGGCCUCAAAUAUAAUGCCAUCCUCAAGAAAUAGUUUGUCGACCUCUGCACAAGUUGAAUGGAGAGGAUCCUUGUGGAGAAUCCUGCCUAAGACAGAAGCACACUGGAUCCCUGACUGCUCGUGCGAGGGCACAAGAUCAGGAAUACCCGACUGGGUCUUGUCUGGAUGUUUUCAUAUGAAUCCGACAAGCGAUGAAGACCUCAGGAAAAUCCCGGACAGCAACCCCUUUGACGGCUCUGCGGGGUACCGGGGUCUGACCUACGAGGAGAUCCUGCAGGAGCUGCUGAAGCACAAGGAGCUGCUGAGGAGGAAGGACUCGCACAUCCGGGAGCUGGAGGACUACAUCGACAACCUCCUGGUGCGGGUGAUGGAGGAGACUCCCAGCAUCCUCAGAGUGCCCUACGAGCCGUCCCGGAAGGCCGGCAAGUUCACUUAGCGUUGGGAAGAGAGGGAGAGGAGGAGGAGGGAAGGAAAGGAGACUGUUGCUUAAAGAAACUGCACCACCAGUCUCAUUACACACUCACCUUCGUUGUGGACACUGUGUCACCUGUACAUAUUAGCAGGGCCUCUCAACAGUGACCUUUGAAGGGAGCGGAAUCAUUUAGAAUCAGUGUAGAAGUGGACCCGAUGCUCAGCGAGUACGCAGUUCCUUAGGAUUCUCUUAGGUGCUAGGCCAGCCCGCUCCUGUGCCACGGGCCCAGAAACGCUUCAGGAGUACAGGAGUUAUUCCUCAGGAACAGAUUUCUCAUGCAGCAGGACUGAUACUGUGGUUGGUUUCUCAAGUCAAUUUACAGACAUUCAGCUUCAGGAACACUGCUCAUACGACACUACUAAAAAUCAGUACAUAUUUUAUAUGCAUAGAUUUACAUGAAUAUACACUCAUGUAUCUUUGUAUAUAAAAUUAUGCAUAUACCUCAUGUACACAUGUGUUUUUAGAACAUUUAAAAACAACUGGUUGCCUCUAAGGUUAGGAUACCAAUUUCAUAGCUGGAAAAAGCGUAUGCUCCAUCCAUGCAAGACAAGUCAUUGUCAUUCCUGUUUGCUACGGAGACUCUGCCUCCAGUUCUCGACUGUGUGAGCCUGGGUUUCAAGAUGAGCUGCUGGUUCCUACACCAGCAUCCAGUUUUCACUUUCUGCAAAUGAUCUAAAAUCGCUUUUUAAAGAAUGACAAAUUUUAGGAAACUUCAUUAACUUCACAGCAAUUUCUUUGAAUUAUCUUCACAUUUGAGUUUUGUGUAAGGUAUAAGCAGAAGAUAAGCUAAUGCAACUUGUUUUGUUGCAGUUUUGCAUGCCUUUAAAUCACUAUCAAAACAAUAUGAAGUUAUAUCUGAAAAUAAUCUUGGGGGGAAAAAUAGAUGAUGGUCUGGUGCCUGAUAAUGCAAAGCAACGGGCAAAUUCUAGCCCUGAAGAUUAGGCUUGGUCUCAGGUUACAUAAAUAAUAGAACAGAUGGUUGCUUUUGGGUCUUGAACCAAAACAAGAUUUACUAAAGGAGGAAUGAGUUUUUGGAGCAGAUCUGUACUAGCCUGGCAUUGCACGUUACAUCCACCCCCAAAGAAUUGAUUCAUCACCAAAUUAUAUGAUUUGAGUCCGCAAGCCUGUUAUAUAUUUGUACAAAAUUAUUCUGAAAUAUAAAUUGAAAAAACAGUGGUAUUGAGAAUAUUGCUAUUCUUAUUUUGCAGCUUUAAAAAUCUAAAGUACUUACCGUGAAACACUGAGUGUAUCUGUGUCUCCAAAUUUAAAAUGAAAACUGAAUCUCUAUAUAGAUGGAGACUUCUGUAUCCCCCAGUCCUUUACAAAACUGCAUUUUCUGGUGUUUAUCUUUGUUGAGUUCAUUGAAAGUUAAAUAAAAAGCGCUAUGAUAGUUUUGCUUACUUUAAAUUUUAAAAAUCAGACUAGUUAGCUAGGCUUAUAUUUGUAAACUAAAAUCUCUUCUUGUUUGUAUUUGAGUUUUUUUAGUUUCCCUAUGAGAAUGUGCAUUUUGAAAUUAUGAAAAAUUUCUCUGAGUAGCAAAAAUGAAGUGCUUUUCUAAAAUUAAGAAAUGGAGAAGGAAAAGUAGCUUAUAUCAAGUUUCCCCUCCACUUAUAACUAAAGUUCUAUAAUAAGCUUCAAAAUCUGGUACAGAAUUUUAUUUCCCCAUUUGAGGUCUUGGUAAGUGUUAUUUUUUAACAUGGUACCAUUUUAAGUUAGCGUUUAUUUUAAAUGUUUCAAAUUCUUAGCAUUUGUUUUUUUUCUGAUAGUAUUACUGAAGCUCUUAUACUUUUUAUAAAACCAAAUUCCAUGUUUUUUCAGUAUUAUGUCAGAUAUCUACAGAUAUUCUAAUAUGCUUUGGCUAAAUUUGCUCUUUGUAGAAUCAACCAAGAUACCAGUUUUGUACAGGGGAUAUAUUUUACAUGAAUAGAGCUCAUUAAAACGUAUUGUUCAAGUACUGCUUUUUUAAAAUUCAUAUUUGAGAAGAAAUUGUUUGCCUAUCGAAAAACCAUUAAGGAUUAGACUCACCCGUACAUGAGUGAUUUGAUUAUUCUGAAUCAGUGUUUUUAUCCUUAAAUCUGAGAAAAGAAUUGUAUUUAAGGUCAGAUCUAUAUCCAUCACUGCCUAAAAAUGUUUUGUUCUAGUAUUUAUGAAUUUUCAUUCAUGACCUAAAAUAUACUUAUUACCUGUUUUCAUAGUCUAUAUAAUGAACUAAAAACAAAAAGUAAACUAAAAAUGAGUUCCCAAGUAACAUAUCCAUCUUUGCUAUGAGAAAUGUUGGAAGUAGAAAAACAUGUGCUAGGUAAAUAGUACCCAGCACAAGAGUCUUAGGAAAAUAGAUUUCACAUUUGCUCUGAUGGCUGAAAAAAUGCAUGCUCCAAAACAUUUUCAUCAUAGGAGUAUUUCUUUAAAUCACAGUAUUGGUAUUUCUCACAAGCCUAUCUUAACCUAGCCUACUUAUGUUACAUUAUUAAGCUAUUAUUUUAAAAACAGUAUUGCUUAACAACCAGUUAUCCCCCCCACCACCACCACCACCCCUAGAUCUAAAAUUUAGCUUUGAAAGUGUUAAAAGUGCCAUCCUACUACUUAGGCUGCAAAUUCCAUUUAUUGAAUACCAGGGUCCUAUCUCGGCAUUGUAUAUAAAAAAUGUGCAGCACGUGGAUGAGGAAUGCUGUAAAUAUGGCUUUCUGCUGGUGUGUUCGCAUUAAGCCUGGUUUUGCCAUCCUCCCAUUGAUGUAUAUUACCCAUAGACUAUACAUAACUCCCACUAAUGUAUAUUACACAUAGAUUAUACAUAACUCCCAUUAAUGUAUAUUACCUAUAGAUUAUACAUAACUGCAUCUCUUGCUUUCUGCAGUGAAUCUUUAGUUGUGAUUUUCCAGCUGUGAAAAUGUUGCCUUGUAUUUAAAAGGGUUUCAUGAGGGAGACCUGAGUAAAACUAAGCUCAUUAGUGAUAGGCUUGCUUUCUUCAUGUCCUCCCAUCACCCCCCCCCCCCCACGCCCCUUGCCUACCACCCCUGGAGGGUGCUUAUUCUUUAACGAGGAGAAUCUAAAGAUAAAAAUUAAAUAAUAAGAACUGCUGUUUAAUGUAUCUACAGUAAUUGUCACACCAGAGCUUUUAUUCUCUUCUGUAGUUGUUAGAAGCAGCAGCCUACCUUGGAUUCCUAAGUCAGGCUGAAACUUCGUUGAUGUUCAUGUACUCACAUGUCUUAGAGAUGUGGUAGGUGUCGCUUGUGUGUGUGCAAGUGAAGUAUAAAGCAUGCGCGUUCACUUGGCCUCUUUGAAGCGAGAGAGAUGCUGCUGGUUCAUGGUGGCCGACGUGAGGGUCUGUCAGCACACAUGGAAAGUCCCAUUUUCACAGAUGUGUAACUAAUAAUGCAGAUGCAAUCAUUGGGAGUAUUUAAUAUGCAAUAGGUAGCACCUUAACUAAUUAAUCUGCAUAUGAAGGGUUUUCUGAUGUAUUUAAUAAGAAGCGAAGAAGCUCUUCAAGCAUUAAACUAGAGUUGACAUUUUAUUUAAUUUAUUUUCUUUAUCAAGAAAUCUACUCUUACAAUGGAAUUGAAGUCUGCAACAAAUGAUUCAUUUGGACACAUUCAUCUUUGAAGCUUUCAUUUGGGUUGUAUUUUGAGGUACAAAAAAAUGCUGCAGAUCUAGGAAUGUAUAUAUGUAGUAGGUAUUUGAAAGAUACAAGCAUUAUUUAUAACUGAAGAGUAUUACACUUCCUGAGUAAAUGCUCUAGUAACUUGUGUACAGUUUUUGCAGGUACAAACUCAAAAGUAUGUACGCAUACUUGUAAAUGUGACAGUUGCAUAAUUUAUGUAUUCUGAUGCAUGAAUCAGGAUUUUAUAUAAUAUAUGAUUGUUGAUUUAUUAUAGUUGAUUAAAGUGUUCAAGCUUAAUUCUGCUGUCAGCAU
Messenger RNA from Lepus europaeus (European hare), 5698 nucleotides. RefSeq names its product RAB11 family interacting protein 2 (gene RAB11FIP2). The transcript is spliced from 6 exons. The record is from RefSeq and is a predicted model, not a curated record. Gene Ontology annotation, biological process: regulated exocytosis. Gene Ontology annotation, molecular function: small GTPase binding. Bases 82 to 1752 code for a protein of 556 amino acids. Gene Ontology annotation, cellular component: endosome; phagocytic cup. NCBI's taxonomy places the organism in Eukaryota, Metazoa, Chordata, Mammalia, Lagomorpha, Leporidae.